Messenger RNA from Aphanomyces invadans, 806 nucleotides. RefSeq lists its product as hypothetical. The transcript has a single exon. The record is from RefSeq and is a predicted model, not a curated record. The coding region runs from base 157 to 696 and encodes 179 amino acids. Lineage: Eukaryota; Oomycota; Saprolegniomycetes; Saprolegniales; Verrucalvaceae.
CAGUGCUCCAAUCCAGCAAACAAACCACCUUGUGAGCCAACAGCCCGGCGAGCCGACCAACGUCUCCUUCACCGUCGUCAGCUUCCAAGUCAGGGCUCCCCAUCCAUCCUGCUCCAAGUGAGACUGCCGCUGAGUCUCGCCAUACUGUGAGCCACCAUGAAGCGGCCGCUCGUGGUGGCGCUGUGCGUGAAGUGUCGCGGGUACGGAGUGGACAACUUGACCCUCGACCCCUCUUGCACCUUCGAGUACGCUGGAAAGAACUUGUGCAUCAAGCACCGCUGCCCGCGACUGCAGGUGUGUGGAUUCCGGUGCACAAAGCACAAUCGAUCGUUCGACUUGGACCCGAAGAAGCCGCGUGCUUUGAGGAUUUGUAGCGUCUGCAGUGUCAACGCCCACGACUUGGCACUCGCAAACGUGGAUAUGCACACGUACCAUGUGCAGGAAGACGUCGAAGCGUUCAUGACUGCACUUUGGAGCUCUGCACCUGAGCCUGCGAAACCAACGCCCUCCCCACUAAUUUCUGCAAGUGCACCCAACCUCCGUCGGAUUCCGCAACACCCCACCCGCCGCAUCCCCCAGCAUCCCGGAGUGCGAAUGGUCUAUCGUCGACUCAAACGUCGGAAGAAACCAACGACUCGUUUGAAGCAUCCUUUCCAUCCAGUGGUGGAUUUGACCAUCAGCGACGACGAUGACUAAUGACGCCGCAGACCCUCCUUCCGGUUCUUCCUUAGGCGCGGAACCGACACGUCGUAGAGCGGAAAAGGUUUAAUUUAUAACAGAACGACUGUGCCUUUGGCCUCACUACC